Molecule: messenger RNA, 1377 nt
Organism: Trichomonas vaginalis G3
Lineage: Eukaryota; Parabasalia; Trichomonadida; Trichomonadidae
Product: somatic diversification of immunoglobulins
Exons: 1
Coding region: 1-1377 (458 amino acids)
Cellular component (GO): spliceosomal complex
Source: RefSeq, a predicted model, not a curated record
AUGGAUUUGGAUGAUCCAGGUCCAAUUCCAACACAAACAGACAUUAAAAAAGUAUGCUCAUUAUUAGCAACAGAUAUACGCAAACUAAACUCACUAAAAAAGGAAGAUGAAACAGAAUUUCACACACUUUGUCAAUCAAUUUUAGAAAGUACUAAAAAAUUAGAAGAAUUAACUGAAAUUGAUGGAUUUUCCUUGGUUUUGUUUGGUUCAGACUUAUAUCCAUUUAUCAAUUCUCUUAUUUCAAUUCCAGAUACAGAAAUUUCAGCAAUAUUUUUAUCGAUUUUAACCGAUCUUUCUGAGAAAACAGAGAAUAUAGAGAGACUCAUUAAAGAAAAAUACAUUAUUACAGCUAUAAAAAACGCAGAAUCAAUAGAUGAAAUCAAUAUCCAGAGUGAUGCUCAAUAUUUGUACUCUAUUUUCAAUUUGAUAUCAACAAUAAUCGAUGGUUGCGAAGAACCAAAAGCAUUUAUUGAUUCCUUUAUCAAAGAUACGAUAUUAUUAAAAUUAAUUGAAAGACAAUUUCAAAGAGACGAUUUUGAUCAAAAUGUUCUUGCUGCAUCCGAGUUAUUAGCCAUUAUUUUACAAUCUAAUACCUCUACAAUCGCUUUAAUUGAUGACGGAUUUAUUAAUUUGAUUUUACGCUUCUGUGCAAAUAUGCAUACGACCAAACAAGCUGAAGAAGAUGAAGCAGCCUCGAAUGCAUUCAAUAUCGUCAUCAUUCUCGCAAUGGAUCCAGUGACAGUGAAAAUUUUAGCAAAUUUAGGAGUUGUUGAUAUUUUGCUACAAUGCACUGGCUCUUCAUCCCACAAAACGGAGAAGAGUUCGGCUCUGUUAGCGUACAAUGCCUUGGAUGCUUGUUUGUCCACUUUGCCGCUUUGUUGCGAACAAUUUGUUGAUGCUGAUGGAAUUCAAAAGGUUUUUGGUUUGUUAGGCAACCAAUCUCUUAAGAAGAACUUUGAGUUCUUGUCUAAUGUUAUUUCUAUCAUCGAUUCGCUUCUUUCUUCGUUACAAAAAGAUUCAACACAAAUGAAGAGAGUUUUGAGAAAAUUCCAAGAAAAAGAUUAUGAAAAGAUGAAUAUAUGGAUAAAACUGACUGAAUACUUAUUCAAGAAUGUAAAUUUCGAAGAAGAAGACCAAUCAAAUUCUGAUAUCUUUGAUACUUUCCUUCAAUGUUGUUCAUCAAUAUCCAUUUUGAUGUAUCUGUUGCCAAAUGAAGCCAAAGUAGAGUUGGCGUCUAAAAUUAAUGAAUCAAUGGUUAUUGACUACCAAUUAGUCAUUGAUUCUGCAUUAGAGCUGUUGGAACAGUCACCAAACAUUAAAGAUCGCGUAGAAGGUGGUAUUAAAAUUAUAGAGUUAUUAUGUAAAAGUGAUGAAUAA